Podarcis lilfordi (Lilford's wall lizard) is the source of this 43146-nucleotide messenger RNA. Lineage: Eukaryota; Metazoa; Chordata; Lepidosauria; Squamata; Lacertidae. The record is from the annotation of a GenBank genome assembly.
CCAGUUUUGGCGGGAGGGGCGCGAGCCGCGCUCGGGCCGAAGCUGACGCCAGUUUCCGCGCUGGGAGGCUCCGUCUGGGGCCAAGCUAAGCCGCUGCCCCGGUGGAUGGGUGGGGGCGGGCGGGGUGCUAAACAGCCGGAGGAAAGGAAAGAAGGGGGGGCGCGGAAGAAAGAGGCGGGAACGGGAGGGGAGAUGUUGGGGAAGCGGCUGGCCUGGGAGAAGAGCUCCUGCUAAAGUUAUUUCUCUCUCCCCCCCUCUAUUUCCUUCCUUCCUUCUUUCCCUCCCAAGCCCGGGAAGGAAGAGAGCAGGACUUCUUGAGAGGAAAUGCCAAGGUAAAGGCGCUGAAGGAGGUUGCUUUUGUUUUGUUUCGGCCCGAAGCUUUGGGCUGGCUCCUCUUCUUCGCGCGCGGUGUUUUGGGUUAAAAAAUAAACACCAGAGUGAGAGAGUGUGUGUGUGUGUUUGUGCGCAUGUUACAUUUUAGCAGAAACCGGCGCACCCGGUUGCUUUGCAAAAAAAAAAAAAAGUUCGGGCUUCUCUUUGGCAGCGGCGCAUCUCCCGUCCUUUGCCUGCAAGCGAGUCAGAUAAUACGUAUAUAUGUGUGUGAGAGAAUGCGCGCCUCGAAGCCCAUCUGAAAGACUUCUUCAUUUGUUUCUUCCUUCAGGGUCUUGCGUUAGCCUUGUCGAGAGGAGGAGGAGGAGAGGGGCGUUUAAGCUCUUUAUUACUCGGAGGAAGAGAGCUUGGCAGAUGUCCCAAGCGAGAGAACCUCUUCCUUCAGGGCCUGAAGGGCCAGAGCGCGCAGCUCCGGCUGAAAGCAGCUUUUUGAUCUCGCUCCCUCGAGGUAAGUUGCUCGAAAGUUUUUCUUCUGGGGGGGAAGAGCCGCGACGGCUGAACAGCUGAAAUGAUGCAGCUGAGAUUAGGCUGUGUGCAUUGGGAAGGGGAGGGGUGGGUGUGUUGCCUUUUCCAGGCCGCUUACAGCUUGCUUGCUUACCUUCCCUACAUCCUGUUAGGAAAGUGGGGUGGGUGGGGGGGGGGUGGAAUUAUUCUGCAAUACAGGCACAAAAUGAGGGGUUUUGUGUCCCUGUGUCACUUCCUUCUCCAGAGCUUUUGUCUAGAUGCAUUGGCUGUUCUUCACUCCUGGCAUUUUUUUGUUUGUUGCCAUUUUUGCCACACCUCCCAAAUUCCGAAGCAGGCCGAGGAAUGCUGGACUAAAUAUGUACAAAACCCUUAUUUUUCGCCUUGUAGAGUAGUAGUUUUGAAACUGGAGGGGAGGGGGCAGGUGCUCUCAGGCUAGGCCUUUAUCUUCUCCCUACCAAGCUGCCUGAAAGUGUGCUCAUGAGCAGCUGCUCCAGAGUAGAUAGGCUUUAAAAUGCUUAUACAUGCAACAAAAUGUUUGUAGCUCAAUGACUGUAGCUCAGUGGUAGAACGUCUGCUUUGCAUGUAGAAGGUCCCAGCACCUCCAGGUAGGACAGGGAGGGACCACUAUCUGAAACCCAGGAGAGCGGCUGCCAGUCAAUGUAGGCAAUACUUGAGCUUGAUGGACUACUGGUUGGUCAGUGUAAGGCAGCCUCCUAUGUGUAGCUGGCUGUUUACUUUCAAUUUUGUUUUAAAAUUUGCCUUCCAGAUUCACUAGGCGACAAGUUUAAAGUGAGCACAUUCAAGUAGGAGGAUGGUCACGUGACACUGUUUAUUGUAAAGGUUUCCGUGUUUUAACAACAUUUAAAGUGUUUUAGAUUUUGGAAUACCUUUUUCUAUAAAUAAAAUGAGAGGCAUUUAAGUUAUUUUUUUUCUUUUACAGGCAAUAUGUAGUAUUUUAACCACUUCAUUGUUUUUAUUCAUUUAGAACUGACACUUUGUCUUUAAAUGAUACUCAACUAUGCACAAUAAUAUUUGAAGACCAAAAUAAAUACUUACACUAGUCCACAACUGUAUAGUGGCAAUAUUGUUGCAGCAGCAAUCUAAACUCAGGGAUGAAUUUGACACACUAGCAAUAUGUGUUAAUAAUAACAAACCUUUCUUCUUGUAGAAGCGCUUAACUAUCCUUGCCAUGUAACUUUCGUCAGAAGUAAACUUCUAAAGAAUUCAUAGGGAAAAUCAAUAACAGCCCAAUCCAAGGAAGGUUUACUUUAAAGUAAAUCCCACUGUGAUCAGUGGGAUUUUCACACUCAUAAAGAACAUUUGAUUGCAGCCUUUUAAUAAGUUGAAGGUAAAUUCCAUUUAACAUGGUGGUACAGUACUUACUGAAUAAAACACGCAUAAGAUUGAACUGUAUGGCACAGAGUUGCUGCAGAGGUUACUAAGGUAACUUUUCCACUUACACAAUGGCAGUGACUAAGGGUAUCUUUUACCAGUGUUGUCCAGUGCACGAGUUACACCUCUCCCUGGCAAAGUUGGACAAAGUCAUGGUCAUUCAUGCCCUAGUGAUCUCCAGGUUGGACUUCUGUAAUGCAUUCUAAAUAGGAUUGCUUAGCGUUUUCAGAAAAUUCAGCUAUGACAAAAUGCUGCCAGUUUAUUAUCUGGAGUUGGGUGUAUGCCUGCAAACAUCAGAGAUGUUUUAUGGAACACUUUUUGAGCUAUUAAGGAACAAUAUAUAAUGUAUGGACAUACUUAGGCCACUUCCAUGAGCAUUUCUCAGAUUUGAAACCUGUCUAUGGUCUGUUGCAGUGUAUGGGUAUCUCGUUUACUUAACACACAUGGAGAUGCAAACAAGAAUCAAACUUACUUGCUUUUUGAGAUGCCUUAAAUGUAUCUCAGGUCUUUAAAAAAAGCAAGAUUCCUUUCCAUAGAAUCUGUAUUAGAACCAUUCUUCUUUGUAUGGCUAUGUUGUCAUCAAAGAAACCGUGAUGUGAAGCUUCCCAUUCAUAGUUUGUUUGUGUGAAGCAAACCACAAUCCCUGGUUGUAUGUAACACUAAGCCAGGGUUGUGGUUUGCUGCAUGGUAAACUGUUAACUUUUGACCAAACUGCAGGAGGCAGUGGAAGACAGGAGUGCCUGGCGUGCUCUGGUCCAUGGGGUCACAAAGAGUCGGACACGACUAAACGACUAAACAACAACAAACUGUUAACUGUGGUUAUAGUUGGCUCAUGCACACAACAUUUUAUUCUAGAAUCAAUGGAGACUAAGGUAUUUGUUUUUUCCUGAUAAAGUUCACAUACAGUCUAGAUCUAUUGCAUAUUUUUAGCCCCUGAAAAACACUUCUUGAUAAACUGGUUUCAUUCAGAAAACAAAAGUUACCGUAUUUUUCGCUCUAUAAGACGCACCAGACCACAAGACGCACCUAGUUUUUGGAGGAGAAAAACAAGAAAAAAAUAUAUUCUGAAUCUCAGAAGCCAGAACAGCAAGAGGGAUCGCUGCGCAGUGAAAGCAGCAAUCCCUCUUGCUGUUCUGGCUUCUGGGAUAGCUGUGCAGCUGUGCAUUCGCUCCAUAAGACACACACACAUUUUCCCUUACUUUUUAGGAGGGAAAAAGUGAGUCUUAUAGAGCAAAAAAUACGGUAAUUGCAGAUUGACCCUGCAUUGUUCUGCAGUGUGUCCAUUUGAAAACAGAUGUAGGCGGUCCCAGAAAUGCUCCUUCCAAUACCUUGCUACUACUGGCCUAGCUGCCAACAAGAACAGACCAGUAAGAUGUUUGAAAUGCAGGUUCAUAUUAUCUCCCAAGCAAGUUAAGCCGGAUUCAGGGAUUUAAUGAUGUUUUGUCCGGUUAUGGCACAAAAACCCCCAAAUAUUGAUUCCCACAAUGUGACCACUUUUCACAGGUCCACCGCAUGGUGUGACGCUGUUGACAUGCACCUCCUCCAGCAAGUUUGGGGUGAGUGGCGCUGAUAUGGGCUAGUCUGGCUGGUGCUGAGUUUCUUUAACAGAAGUGGACACCAAUAUGAAGGAAAAUGGAUUUGAAGGUGGCAUGCACCAGGAUUGCAAUCACCAAUUCUUUCUUCGUUUACCUUGGCCAUAUGCAGGGAGAAAAAGGCAUGGAUAGUCUAAUCACAGGAAGAGUUUUAAAGCACACAUCAGGUGACUUGACCCUGCAUACCCCGUUGUGGAUGGCUUACUCUAGAAUCAAUCAAGAUUAAAAGCAUGUUGAGGACAAGCAUAAAUGAUUCAACAUUGAGAAAAACUACAUUUCCAGCUAUGUACUGUUACUUGUAUCCCAGAUUUUAUGUGUAAUCUCAGUGCCAUUUUAGAUACUAGUAUAAAGAGAGAUGAUCUAUUUAUGCUGUUUAGUGCUACAGUUGAAAGAUCAGCCUCAAAAUUUUGCCAUUUUCUUAGGGCCAAACUAUCCUGUGCAGCAGACCCACAUCUUUUAAAAACAGAUGAACACCAGUAAUGUAUAAAGUGGAAAAUGAGGAUGUAAUUUAAAAGGUCAUAAGGGUGUGUGAUUGUGGAGAGAGGAGGCGGAACUUUUUGCCUGCCAAUGAAAUUAGGAGUUGUCUGGAUGUCAAGCUGCCACCCUAUUUCCCUCACCUACUCACCUUCUGUAAUUCCAGAUGUUUGGGUGGUAGUCAGUGGUGAGAAGUAUUCAGCACAUGGUCAUAUAUUAUUACUUAGUUGUGGUGCACCAGAGAUUUCCCCCCCUAGAGAUUUUUGCCCUACAGGUGCAAAAAUCUUCCUAGAGAUUUUUGCCCUACAGGUGCUUUACUAUCCUGUUGCUGCCAGGCAUAUACAUUUUUAUGUUCCCAAACGUUUUAGAUGCAGUUUUAAUUUUGCUAACUAUUUUAUUAUUUUGUGGCUUUUAGUUUGCUGUAUUUUUUGUAUUUUCAUGUUAUUUUGUAAACUGCCCUGGGAAUAUAAUUGAAAGGUGGCAUAAAUAUUCUUAUAACAAACCAAAUUGUGAAGUUCCUGCCUUCCUUGCCAUAAUUGAGGAACUGCAACCAGACUUGCAACGAUUUGUUGGUACCUUCUCCUUCACACUCUUCCUUGCAUUCACGCUAUCAUUCUGAAUGGUUAAUGGACCUCACCAUUACAAAAAAUAAAGCAGUGCAAGCAGAUACUUCCUGAAACACCUGAAACAAAGAUUGAUUAAUUGAAACAUUGGUAUGUUUAUAAUUAGGAGGAAAAUCUUAUUCUGGAUGAGAGCUGAGCCUUGGCGGCUCAGAUCUGAAGCACAGGACAAGGGAGUGGGUGCAAGAUCUGAGCCAAAUGGAGCCAAACUCUAAUAUGGAAAUGUGGGGGCCUUGUCUGUCAUAGAAAUUCAGCCAAUGGAAUGGCCCUCCACUGAGUAGAUUAUGUACUAUUCAGUCACUAGCUGCAUUUGUCUUUGUAUGAUGAUGCUAACAGGAGUCAGUAAUAUCUGCAAAGCUUGAGAGACAGCAGCCCAUAAUACGCACAGUUGAGUCAUCAUGUAACUUACUGUAAAUGUUUCUGAGUUCUGAUUUGAGUUGGAGCUUUUUUGAGUUUGGAGAACUGCAACAAGUAAAGUGAUGCAGCUGUCUUUUAAUUUUAUUUCUCCUGCUCACCCCCAUUCCCCUUUGGUUAGAGAGGCUUCCCACUUGUGUUGCAGUUGCCUAAAAGUGCCACUCAGGACUCAUAGAUCUGUAACCUGUUGUGAACUAAAAGUAUUCUAGAACAGUGGUUCCCAAUUGGUGGCCCACGGAUCCCAGGGGGUCCACAUAACUCACUCAAGGUGUCUGUGGCACCGUUCACAUAACAAAAACUACCAUAAAGGUAUCAAAAAAUUCAAAAGCAGGGGAUCCAUGGCUUGGAUUUUAUAAAACAGUGGGUCCACAGUACUUAGCUAACGGGGGACCACGGUCCUAGAAGGUACAUUUAUAGCACAAUCUUAUGCAUGUUUACUCAGUUGUGUUCAGUGGUGCUUUUUCCCUAAUAAGUGUGUUUAAGAUUUCAAACUUAGUGAGGUUAUUAUUUAUUGUUUAAUAAUACUGUAUAGAGAAUGAUAGAUAAGUGAACAAAGUGAUUUUCUAAGGACGUUUUGCUGCAUAUCAACUCCAAAUUGGGUUGUAACUUGAGGUUGGUAAGUGUGAAAUGAAUAUAGCCGUCACACAGUUUCUUAGAUGGGCAGAUAUGCUUUGGAAAGAGGUACUUUUUAUGAGAGAAAGCUAUGACAUUUUUGCUAUUGUGCUCAAUAGAAAUAACAGUAAAUCAAUACUGCUAAAAUAUCGAGUUUCACAAUUACUCUAAUUUUUCCAGAUUUUGUGCCACCUUUUACUGGUAACUGCUUUUAAUGUUAUGAGUAAUUGGAUUCCCCCUCCUGCCCCUCUUAACGGUUGAAAAAGUUGCUAAGAUUUUUCGUAUUUAUUAAAUGCUACAGUUUUGAGUGAUGAGUAAUACCCUUUGAGACAAUAGUGUCUUGUAUUAUCGUCUUAUGUUACAUUGUUCUUCUUGCUUCUAACACAACUAUGAAUUUAUUAGUAUCAGCCAAGAAAAUGCAAGAUUUCUCGACAAGCUUAAGUGUAAAUGUCGCAAGGACAUACUUCUGCAUUCAGUUUCUUGUGCAUAAUUUCAGUUAAGAUGAUUAAUUCCCAUGUGGCGGUGACACAUGCAUAUUCUUCUGAAGUCAAAGCCUAAACGACUUUAGUGACAUUGGCUUUUACCUCAUACUAUCUUGGUCUGCCUAGUACAGCAGUUUCCGAUCUCGGAUUCUUUUCCAGUCAGAACUUUGAACCGAGUGAUGCGGUAUGGGCAAACGCAACAGAGUUGAUAUUUUCUUUGAAGUUUCUGCUGCAGUCAUUGCAAUACUAAAAAGGCAAACAGCUUUUUACUUUGAAAUAUGACAUGGCUCUUGUAGAGUUGGAAGGGACCCCAAGAGUCAUCUAGUCCAGCCCCCUGCAAUGCAGGAAUCCUGCCCGCAGCCGUUCCUAGGUGGGCUCGAACCACCAGCCUUAUGGUUAACAGCCAGAUGCACUGAUCCAUUGCACCACAGAGACCACCUGCCAUGGAACCUUUAAAGAAAGAUCUGUCAUCAGUCACAGCUCUUCAGUGCACAUGUACCGGUACAUUGUUUAAUUGAACUACAAUACACAUAUCUAAAGGUUGGCUAUGAAAGUAUCUAAAAUGCACUUCCUAAAUUCAAAAUGUUUAUGCAAAAUUUGCUUUCCCUUUAAUUAUGUUUGCCAAUUCUAAAAUAGUGCAGAUUGGGGGUAUUUGUGUAAUCGCUGAAGUAUGUAGGCUGGAAAGCACUUCAAAAGUUGGCCACAUAAGGAUAUUUGGAAUUGCUUUAUUAAAUAGGAUUUUGUUCAUAUGACUGGUGCUUUUCUUAAAUUUAGAUAUAUGAAUGUAACAUUAUUUUUCUGUGUAUCAGAAAUCUUCAGCUUCUAUGCGUGUGUGUGUGUGUGUGUGUGUAUGUAUAUAUAUGUGUGUAUCUAUCUAUCUAUCUAUCUAUCUAUCAUCUAGGGUUAGUCUUUUAAAAGAGGCCCCGUGGAACAUGUGUACUGUGUAUCCAUGGGGCCUCUUUUAAAGGACUCACCCUGUGUAUAUAUAUACAUAUAUGACAUGACUAAACAGCAACAUGCAUGCAUGCAUGCAUGCACACACACAGAGAGAGAGAGAGAGAGAGAGAGAGUGUAUCUGUGCAGCAUGACUCACCCUUUCUUGUGAUUCUGGCCAAAGUACUUUGGAGUUUAAGUUUUCAAAUGGACUGUGAAGAACUUUGGAGGUUCAAAGUUUUUAAUUGUACAUAACUCCAGUGCUUUCCAAUAACACAGAGCCAGUCCUGUGUUACAGAGGGAACAUGAUUGUUGCGCUUUUGAGGUUUCAUCCCAUGUGAUCAGUGAUGUUGGAAUGAGGGAGAUCUCACAGGAGAGCCAAACAGUGGGGUUGCUUGCCAUACUAACAUGUCUUGCCCAUGUGACCAACACUUUAUAAGACCAGCAGGUUGGCCUUUUGGUGCUUCUCUCAACUGAGGAUGUAAGAAAUGAGAGGGCAUCUAGUAAGGCCUUCUCAGUAUCAGCUUCAACACUUUGGAAUGACCUCUUUAUGGCGGUGUGCCUUGCACCAUCAUUUCUUUAAUUUAGUACACAGAUGUGGAACUAUAGGUAUUACAGAAUUACAAUAUAGCUGGAACUUCUGAUGCUGAUACUAAUGCUGAUAUUUUAGUUUGCUGUUUAAAUGUUUUAUAUUAGGUAUUUAUGCAUUUUUAAAAAAAAACUGCAGAACACUCUGUGACCAUUUUGUAAAUGCUGGUACAGAAAUGCUUAAGUAUAUAAAAUAAUACUUGAAAAUGAUAUCAUUUUUACAGUAGGUGGCAAAGGUUCCAGCUGUUUAACAACAGCAACAACUAAGGACUCAGCUAUACAGCUGCAAAUAAAACAUUUUAAGUGUGUUUUAAGUGCAAUAUACAAUGUGACACUAGAUGGCGAUGGUGAGCCUUAUGGAAAAUUCAAUGUAUUUUUAAAAACGCUUUUUUAAAAAGCGUUUUCAGAACAUUUUUUUAUAUGUGUGUAGAUUCCACAUAAAACUCACCCUCUCAUUUAGGCUACAAAGAAAAGAAAACCAAGGGGGAAACCUGGAGUGGAUUUUUGUAUGAAAAGGCUGAGACUGAGAGUUUGGUUUUGGUUCUCAAAAUAAAUUCCUGUGCUAAUCAUAUGUUCUAAGAUACUGUUUACCCUUCAUUAACUCUUAACAGUAUGUCUGGACCUCUGAGCCACUAUGCAAACACUUGGCUCCAGCUUGCGGAACUCCGAGAUCAAGUAAUCACCACCACCACCAAAGCAGAUCCUACAAGUGUGAAGUCUCUUUACCCCUUAGUAUGUUUCAGUGUGGGAAUGGUUAGGACAGAAGGAGAAGUAGUUUUCUUAACUUGCUGCAACUGAAUAAUAAAUUGGGAGAACAAUCAUUAUAUAAUUUUAAUUAUCCUUAAUCUCUUUGCUAAUACUUAACUCUUGCAGUUUAGCCAUGAACAAUUUAUAAGAGAACGGUUUGGUAUAUUCUUGUUGAUAAAGCAGCUUGGAAAGGAAGGGGUAAAUCUUCUUAAAUUGCUUAUAGUGUAAUCCUUUGUUGUUGUUUAGAAAAAUGUGAUAGAGGAAGAACAGCGCUAGGAGAGAGAGAGAUCAGAGAACCUUCAAAUAACCCAAAUAUACAAGUAGAUACAGAGGACCAGCCUGUCUGGGGGAAUUGCACUGGUGAUGACCUCAUCAGAAGUAAGUAUUUCCAGAACUAAUUGCUGCUGUUUAGACUUGCCUUUUUAGUGUAAUCUUGUACUGACUGUUGAUGUAGCUAAAUCUGUGUCAAAUGCAUUUGUGUAGAACUGUAAUGUGUGUCAAUAGAAUUUCUUCUCAGGGAUGAUUUCUGUCAGUCUUCAUCAUCAAAGAGUACCUAGAGAUAAACAAGCUGUUUUUGUGACUUGAGCAAACAUGCAUUAUACCAUGUCAGGCAGCGCAUCUGUGCAAUUAUUAUUUUAAGAUCCCAUAAUGCUGUUUUCCAUUAAUUCCAAGGAAAGCAAGUGCCCUUCGAACAAUCUUGAGAUUUGUCAGUCUUGUUGUGUGUUAGGGAGAGAGGAGAGCGCCUUCAGAUUCUCUACAGAAGGCAGUGAUUCAAGUUUUCAAGUUAUAAAUUCAAAUUUCAUCCAGCCUGAUUUCCGUGAGUAGCUAGUCUUAAUGGCACCAAUUAUCUGCUUUUGCCUGUCUCCCCCUCAUACAGAUGGGAUAAUAUAGGGCCAGUCCUAUCAAAUUCUGCUUGUGGAUUUCCCUUAGGCAUUUGGUUGGCCACUGUGAGAACAGGAUGCUGGACCUAGAGGGGGUGUUUGCCUGAUCCAGCAGGUUCUUAUGUUCCUAAUUUCCAGGUCUGCAGUGAACAGGGAUGUUCACAACAAUAAAUGAGGGUGUGCAGGAAAGUGCGGUGUAUGUAGGAAGUUGUCUUAUGUGUAAAAUCUUCACUCCUGCAUCAGUGGCUUUAGAAGAUUGGGAUGAUGGUUUGCAUGUUUCGUGCAGCACGUGUUCUUGAUGGGUCUUCCUUAAUGGUCUAGUAAAACUGCAUUGGGAUUAAAAGAUAUGAGUAUUCCAUUGUGUAGAAAAUGGAAUCAGUCAAAAGUGAACAUUUUGGAUUGAGGACAUACAAAGCAAUUAUUUGGAAAAAAAAUAAGAAUUGUUAAGUAAGACUGAUUUGCCAAGGAAUUUGCUUUUCUGUGUUGCUUUGAACAUAAUACGCAUCAUAAUUUUAACAAGAGCCUUGCUUUCUGUUUACUGCUGCCUUAAUGACUCAAUAUUUUUUUCUCCUUCCAAAUGGAUUGUUUAUCCACCUACGCAGUUUCAAAUAUUGCUCUGUUUGUUAUAAGUCUUCUUAGCUUUCCCAUUAUAAAUGUUUCCAGAUGUUUUGUUUUUCUUAUUAUUGUAAAAAAAAAAAUACAGCAAGAUAAUAACUUUUGGGCAGUUAAACAGCUUAACACUGUCAGGAAAUUCUUCUUAAUGUUCAGUCUUAAUCCUUGUUCUUGUCAUUUGGACACCUUGCUUCAGCUUCUACCCUGUGGAUCAGGCCUGGGGAGUUUUGUUCAGCCUGAGAGCUACAUUCUUUCAUAAGCAGCUUUCCAGGGGCUGCAUAGCACUGACAGGCAUAGUGAGAAGCAAAAGUGGAUAUGACACUUGCCUUCCACAGUAGGAUACAUUCCAGCCUCACAAAGGUCCAUGAUUCUAUCCCACUUCUCCUUCCAGGUAUUAGCAAGAAGAGGCAUCAUCAAUGUUCAUGAGCAUGUUCCAUCUAGGCAAAAGCACUUAAGAUGGACACAGAGACCUGGGAGAGGGUACAUGACCUAAGGAGAACCCUGACUGAGGGCCAAACAGAGACCUGAAGAGCUGCUUUUGACCUUGUGGCCUGAGAUUCCUCACCCUUUCCAUAGAGCAGCAGAAAAUAAAUAGGGUCCAUCAUGUAUGUGACAGCCCUUCAGAUAUUUGAAGAUGACUGUUACAUCUCCUCUUAGUUUUCUCUUCUCCAGGCUUCAUGUAUUUAAUUCAUUCAACGAUUCCUUCUUUGUGUUUUCUUUAAAAUUGACAUUUUCCUAGUAAAUUAAGAGAAGUUAAAAAUUAAAAAAUGAGAAAUAAACUUAGAGUUGUAUCCAUAAUGCAAGUAAACAUACUAUUGUCACAUCAUGCCUUGCUAUUUUCACCCUUCAAAGUGCAAUGUUACGCAGCCAAUCAUUUCAGCUUUUAAUUUGAGCACCUUUAGGAUCUUAUGAGACAUUUUCCUUGAAAAGAGAAGCUGUCUGAUUCCAUUGUCACCAUUCACAUAAGAACAUAGCCUAUUCUGCCAGAUUCCACCAAUAUACUUGUUUUUCCAUUAUUUUUCUUUGUUUGAAUGACACACAUUACUGCAAAAUUACCAUAGUAGGAGUUAAUUCAGCACAAUUUGUUCGAUAUUCUAUAGCAAUAAGCAAUAGAAGUUGAAGGAGCAAUAGGCAUGGGUCUUGUAGACUUGUUCAGAUUUAAUCUUCCUGUUGCUCAAACAGGACUUCAGCUUUGUGAUAUUUAAGAAAACAAGAAGCAUCUCCCAUAUAUUCAAACUGUCAUGAAUAAUUGAUUAAUAAUAAUCCAGUUCUCAAGAUUAAAUAGCCUAUUAUAUGCUGAAGUUUUACAGAUAGAAAGGUCACUGCCAUCCAUCAUUUCAGCUUCAAAUUUAUCCUCUUCUUCACUAAACAUCCACCUUGUUCUUUCUGGAAAGGGGUAUUUUUAUCCAUAUUGGAGGGAGUGGGGAGGAUAAACUUCUGGGAUAUGUUGUGUACUAUUCAGUAAGUGGAGAAAUUUGGUAAACCCAAGCCAUAAAAAAAUGUAAAACAAGCACCUUUCAAGGUAAUGCACCAAUGUACUAAAAUAAAAAUAAAUAAAAAUCCCCCACAGUGCUAGAGAAGCUGAAGUAGUAGUUUUUUCAGUGUCCGCAUUAGAGAAUUGUUCUCUGAGGGGCUCAUCAUUUAGGACUGAUUCACAUGAUCAGUCAUAUCAGAUAAUACCUUGCUUGUGUGAAAUCUCUAUUGCAUUCUCAGCUCUUAGGUGGAGUUUCCUUAUUGGGUUAGUUUACACUGAGGCCCAACAGAAAAUAUACUGAAAGCUACUUUGUGCCAAAGUUAUUUAUCCAGUCAGAUGAUGUGAUGGCUUUCAAAGAGUGAUUUUAAUAAUGUACAGGACUUUCAUUGCUCAAUUACAUGAUGUUUUAUAUAAUGGGGUGUUUCCAGCUACCCCACCCCUUAUAAGACGCUUCUGCAACAUCAUGGGAGGGGUCUUUAUAGGACUAAGGUGAAACCGUGAAGCUCCCUUGUUAUUUUUGCUAUUGGAUGCUGCAUGUUUUGUUAAUCUUGUUAAAUUUAUAGUAUUUAAAUGUGCUUUUUGUAUGGCUGUUAUAUUUGCUAUUGUUUUGCUGUGUUAUUUUGAAAUUAUUUUUGUAGUGUUGGUUUGAAAUGUAUUCCUGUUUUCUUUGUUGUAAGCUUCUUUGAGCGUGAUUUUGUGUGUGUGAAAAAGUGGCAUACAAAUUGACUGACUGACUGAAUGAAUGAAUGUUUUCAGACGACUGGAGCCAGCGCUUGAAUGAGAAAGAACUGUCAGUGUUAUCAAGCUUUGUAUUAAGAAUUACCCAUAUAUACUGAACUUAAAUCUAAGAAAAGGACACGAGGCUACUAUCUUCUAAUUGUUCAAAAAGUGUUGGUCAUAUUAAUAGCGAUGAUUCGAAAGAGGACUAAAUCUACAGGCAGUGUGUUAUCUGGGGGAAUAACUUUGCUUUCCUGCCUAAGACUGAUGUUUGCUAUUUUUAUUAUGUAUGAACAAACUGAUGUUCGUUUGCCUGGGUGCAGGGUCCAGUGAGCAGAGUGGGAUUUGCCUGUUAGUAGACAUGCACACAAUUAUGCUGCAUGUUCAGUCAUUAAUCCAAAAAGUUUUAGGUAAUGUGAACCCCAAGUCGGAAGAUCAUUAUCUUAACAAGGGAAAGUCCUAAUUAUUUGUCACUGUCCUUUCCUUGUUAAUCUCUCCAUAACUCCAAUCAGCAACUAAAGUUUUGAUGCUUUCUAAAUAAAGUACAUAAAGCAAUAUAUUGUUUGAAGCGAAUAUUACUUAAAUCGCUCCCCGCCCCGUAGCUGUAAUGCAUCCUUAUGAACCUACCAGAAAUAAAGCUGCAUUUUAUGUUAAGAUGUACCGGUAUGUUUCCAUUUGGUUCCAGUAUAUUUCAAAGAAGCUUGCCUGUGUAUAGCAUACAAAAAAAAAGAACCUGCCCACACCUUUCCUGAAAUAAUACUGUGGAGUAAGUGAACUGGCAUUGUGAUAGUCUGCAAUUUUCUAGAAUAAUGAUAUAUUCAAUUAACCAUAUUUAGCAUUUGAAACACAAAAUAAGAUACUUUGCCAAAUUAUAAAGGCGUAAGAUGGUUUAAAAUGUUAGCCAUCUCCAAAAUAAUCAGUCCUUCAGUAGCACAAGAUAUUUUAAACAAAAAUGGUGUGGUAAAUACUCACAGAUACAUUUUACUACCAUCUACAGUGGUACCUCAGGUUACGUACACUUCAGGUUACAUACGCUUCAGGUUACAGACUCUGCUAACCCAGAAAUAGUGCUUCAGGUUGAGAACUUUGCUUCAGGAUGAGAACAGAAAUCGUGCUCCGGUGGCGCGGCGGCAGCAGGAGGCCCCAUUAGCUAAAGUGGUGCUUCAGGUUAAGAACAGUUUCAGGUUAAGUAUGGACCUCCGGAAUGAAUUAAGUACUUAACCUGAGGUACCACUGUAUAUGAGAAUAGUGCUCUCUUCGAGUCUAUAUAAGGUAUAUAUCUGAAUGGAAUAGCUUUGUAUUUGUGUGCUCUGCAGGUUGUCCUUGAAUGUAAAGGUAAAGGUAAAGGUACCCCUGCCCGUACGGGCCAGUUGUGACCGACUCUGGGGUUGCGCGCCCAUCUCGCUUAAGAGGCCAGGGGCCAGCGCUGUCCGAAGACACUUCAGGGUCACGUGGCCAGCGUGAUGAAGCUGCUCUGGCGAGCCUGCACCAGCGCAGCACACAGAAACGCCAUUUACCUUCCUGCUAUAAAGCGGUACCUAUUUAUCUGCUUGCACUUAAGGGUGCUUUCGAACUGCUAGGUGGGCAGGAGCUGGGACCGAACAAAGGGAGCUCACCCCACCGCGGGGAUUCGAACCGCCGACCAUACGAUCGGCAAGUCCUAGGCGCUGAGAUUUUACCCACAGCGCCACCCGCUUCCCGUCCUUGAACGUAACUAUGAACAAAAGCAGCCUUGCCUACAUCUGUCUGUGUACCAAGGGUUAACUAGAAUGGGUAGUGGCUGCAUAGCUGAUUUAAUUCAGUUUUCAGAUAUAAGUCUACACUUAAUAGUGGUAUAUAGAUAGUGACAGACUCUCACAUAUAUAGGUUUUGCAUUUCACUUGCCUUGGAACCACACUGAACCUGGCUGGAGAUCUACCAGAAUUUGACUGUGUUGUUAUGCAUGUGGAGGUUUGGGAAAUGUUGUAGACCUUGCCAAAUAGAUAUGGAGGCCUCUUGCAUGACAGGACUUGAUGUCACUGUGUCAAGUUGGGGCAGGAGGCUCCAGUGCACGAAUAUACAGCCUGUUAUGUAUCUAAAGACUGCAAAUUUUUAGUGAGUGGAAUUCAGCUAUGAGAAAGAUUCCAGAGAUGCACCUCUGGAAUUGCCAAUGAAUUCAUUUAUUCAGUACUAAUACUAUACUGGAGUGGAAUCCAGUAAUUUUGUCCACUUCUGACUUUAGAAGGUGGUAUUAGUCCAUGAGGCCUUUUCUCUGGCACUUCUUUCAGGGCUGGAGACUGUUUUUAAGAACAUUUAUAGUUAGUAUCAGUUGGAGCUGUGUUAUGGUUUAAAUUUAAAAUGUAGAGAUAUUGUGGUUAAGAGUUGCCUCUUAAGGAUGUAAGGAGGAGGAUAGCAGACCUGGUUUCUUUCACUUUUGUGGUGAGCUGAGUAAUUAUAUUUUGCUUAGGGCAUGAGAGUUGGAACUGCUGCUACUUAUAAUUUGUACUUGGAAAUGCAGGCAUAUAUUGCAUAUUAUGUGUGGCUUUAAGCCUUUUCCUUUUUGAGCUAGAGGGAGUUCAGUAUGUGUGAAGAGUACUUCACUUAGAAAUAUUCACAACUUGAGCUGUGUCCCUGUGCUAUAAAUAUACCACAGUUCACUUAUAAAGCCCUGAAAACAAUGGGACUAAUGCUUCUCUGCCGUGGUACACGGAGUGCGGCAGUAUCCCAUCAAGAUUGCUAUGGGGAAUGAGAGCUUGUGUGACUCAAUGGAGGGGAAAAGACAAGGCUGGAUGUGAAUUGUAGAAGACACAUAAUAGCUUGAUAUGGAGUGUGAGGAUUUGUGUGUGUGUGUGUGCGCACGCACGUGUACACACACACACACACACACACACACACACACACAUACAAUGGAACUGGGGUGGAGUUAUGUUCUAUGUGAAAAUACUUGCAUACAUAGGCACUGCAGUUAAGAACACUCCAAUUACAGUCGUACCUUUGAAGUCGGGUGGAAUCCGUUCCGGAAGUCCGUUCGACUUCCAAAACUUUCGGAAACCAAAGCACAGCUUCUCAUUGGUUGCAGGAAGCUCCUGCAGCCAAUCGGAAGCCGCAGAAGUCCCGUCAGUCGUUCGGGUUCCAAAUAACAUUCACAAACCUGAACACUCACUUCCGGGUUUGCAGCGUUCGGGAGCCGAAACAUCCAAGUACCUAGGCGUUCGGGAUCCAAGGUAUGACUGUAUUCGAUUUUAAAAAAUAAAAUAGAAUUAUUAUUCUUUUAAUGGCUUCACCAGUAGAUUCUUCUCCAUGAAGUUUGGAAGGGGAAAGGAAAGGAAAGUUAUUGAAUAAAAAUAAGAAAAUAUUUACACAUGGUUGUAGCAACUGUGUGUGUUAAACAUUUUUCUAUGUACAAAGUGUUUUUGAAAAAUAACCAAAUUUCAUACAAAAACAUUGGUUAUAUUGGAAAUAUUUGUAAAUGUGGUGUGCGCUAAAUAAGCUCUAACAGGACAAUGUUGUUUUGUUCUAUACAUUUCUGAAAGGGAGAGGAGCAUUUUUAAUUGAAGUAUUCUGUUGUCUUUUGUAAAAAUAAAAAUGCUGCAUGUAUUUUAUCAUGGCAUAUCUUUACAAUGUUCAAAAUAAAGCAAAAAGCUCUGCUGAUAUUUGGUGCCCAUUCAGUUAAUUCCACAAGAUAAGGACUUCUGAGUACCUCUGGCCUCCGCUAUAUUGAAACUAUGGGAGCAUAAUGAUUUCAUAGAGAUUUAUAUCUUCUUCUGUGAACUGAGAGGAGGAUCAGAAUUUUAACUUGCUUGGGGGAAAAAAUAGCAUGGAUAAUUUCAUCCCAUUAUGGCUGUCUUUGCCAUCUCCUUUGUGAAUGUUCUUUUACAAAUUUACAAGAGCAAGAUGACUGGUGUUUUUCUUUUCUUUCUCAAUUUUGAAACCUUGUGGUCACUGCUUAUAAGGGACAUGAAACUCUAUAGUCUAGUAAGAAAAAUGCUUUAACCAUUUGGGGGGGGGGUAGAGAGAGAGAGAGAGAGAGAGGAGUUGAAAAACCAGUAUUGUACCUAAAGUGUUUGGCACUGAUUUCAAAUAAGCUACACUUGACUUCCUUUUAGGUAAGAAAGUGUAUAAGUUUUUAGGAAAGUUUAUCUUUGCAAUCCAUGCUCAAGAGUACUCUUAGGAAUUAUUUUAGUAGUAUUGUUAGAAUAUCUUUCAUGUCAUAAAUAUAAAUAUUGUGUCCUAAGUUCUGAGUUUAAAAAAUACAGUACUAAGUCAUAAUUUUGCCAGAAAUAUAGUAGUGCACCCAACAUUGCAGUUCCAUAGGCACUGCAGACUUCCAUGCAUGCAGUGGAACCCCAUUGUCCUCUCCUGUCAUCUCCAGCCCCCAUGUAACCUCAAAAUCAGCUGUAGAGAAGGACCAUUUGAAGCAGAUUUUGGGGGUGCACAGAGCACUGUUGUAUGAGUGGAACACAACAGGUUGGAUAUAACCCUUUACUAAAUUUGAAGCAUCUGCUUAUGGCAAGUAAAUAUAAAAAUAUGAAUUUCAUCCUUCAUCUUGCUGAUCAUGGAACAAGCAGAGGUAUCCUCCUCUGUGGCCAGCAUGGGACCCAACUGGUCUGGUGGAAAAGCAACACCGCCUCCUGCUAGCCUGCACACCUAACCAUAUAUAAAAAAUUCUACCUGCCUACAUGGACUUCCUUAUCACCUAUGGAUAAUUAAAGUUUUAGAAGACUGAUUUAUUUAAUGUGGUUUGCCAGCAACAAUUAAAAGCCUACACCCUCCUCAGACAUGUUUAUGAAAGUGAUGCCAAUUGUGGCCAGCCAAGGCUGCCCCUGCUGCCCCCACAUCUGUAAGGGCACCAUUUUGGCCAUCCAUGUGUUAGUCUCCCUUUGUCAGUGUCAGGAGGUGGUAAUGCAGAAAAUAUGUGAUGUGGUUACACAUCACUAUCCUGGAAGCCUCACAGCAAAAACGAAUGAUAACGAGUUAAUAAUGCAGUCCCUUCUGAACAAGCACCAAGCUGCUGGAACCUUUGAUAGCAUUUCUGGCAUGUCCAGUGUUGUUUGCAGUACUUGUGAGUAAUGGUCUAGUAGGUAUAGUAUUUUGGCAUUAUAAACCUAAAGCACUGUCAUAAAACAAAUUAACUGAGAAAACAAAAAAUAAAGGAACAUGUUCUGGUAUGUAAAGAGGAAACUGAAUGGGAAAAAACCCUUAGAGGAAUAACCACCUGCCUUGCCCUGAGACCUCAUAAAUUUUUAUGUGACAGAAAACAAAACACCCUUGAUAAUGUGAUUAAUGAAGGUGUAAGAUGCUGAUCAAGAAUACUAAUGCAUAAAAUGUUAGGGAGACUAUAAAUUAGCGUUAUAAAAUGUUGAUCACUGUUGUAAUUGGUCAUAAAAUUAGUGGUUCCAGUUAAGUGCUAUGAAAAUGUACAAAACUAGAGGUACAAAUACAGUGAUUUCUUCCCCAUCAUCUGGUAACACAACUUUAGUAUUCAUUACUGGCAUUUCAUAGCUUGCCAUGAAGAGAACGCCCAACUCACACAUGGGCUUAUUGUGGCCGCUCUUUCUUGAAGCUAAAUGGCUACUAAGAUUACAUUUCAGAUAUUAUUUUCCUGUUGGUAAUACAAGGGCUGAAUCCUAAACUUCCAUUCUGUUUUCAGAAAGUUCCUGGCAAAAUGGUUGUGUGCUGGUUGAGAAUUUCAUUUAUACUAGAUUGGGAUAAAAUGGCCUGAGGAGACCUCCUGGGCCUUAUGUCUCUUAGGCCCUUGUGCAUCAUUCCUGGAACUGGCUAGUAGGUAGAAGCCAUAGACGGGCCAAGUGUAAGCAUGCCAUAGAGUUGGUGAGCCCUUAUAUAUCACCCAGUCCAACCCAUGCUUGAAACAGUAAAUUCAGAGCUAGAACAAAGGGGUUGGAAAAUGAUAAUGGUUGUGGGGGAAAGAGACAGAUGGGAAAGGAGGUAAAAUAACAAAAAAAAAGCAAAGAAAAAGACAGGAAGGCUGGGGAAAUGAGAGAGACUAAUGCAGAGAGUAAGAAAAGAGGGGGAUACAGUCAUACCUCAUGUUACGUUCUUUCAGGUUAUGUCCCGCAGCGACCCGGAAGUACCGGAAAGGGUUACUUCCGGGUUUCGCCGCUCGCGCAUGCGCAGACACACAAAAUGACAUCACGUGCAUGUGCAGAAGCGGUGAAUCGCAACCCACAUGUGUGCAGACGCACCGCUGCAGGUUGCGUUCUUUUCAUGUUGCGAACGGGCCUCCAGAACAGAUCCUGUUCUCAACCAGAGGUACCACUGUAUAAGAUGAUCUUAUGUUUCAGUGUAUUACACAGCACCCAUUUCUUCUCAAAACUGAUUGCAGAUAAGUGAUUUGGUGAAACUAAAUUAUGUUAUCAAAAUACAUGUUUUGGGGUGCAGAACCCGGUUUCCUAGACUGCAUUUGAGCAGAACCCCAGAUAAACUUCUGGGGCACCUGCUUAAGUUAUAAUGGCUAGUACAUAUAAAGGGGAUAUGUAAACUUCUGUCCCUUUGCCCUUGGAAUAUCUGCCUGCUUUUAACACUUUCUCUUUCUAUUUGAAUUUUUUUUUAAAAAAAAAAUAAAAAUUGUCCAGUAGCACCUUAGAGACCAACUAAGGUGCUACUGGACAAUUUUUUAAAAUUUAUUUCAACUGCAUCAGACCAACAUGGCUACCUACCUGAAUCUCUAUAUUUGAUUAUUUUUAUUAGAAAACCAUGCACCAGAAUAUGCAGAAUAAUAACUACCUUUACCUAUAGCCCCAAUGAAACUUUAUUUUUCCUUGGGUUCCAAUUUGUACUAUGAAAGCAUCAAGUUUGUUUUAACUUUCAUCACUUUUGAUAUUUGUUUAGAAGUACAGAUAGCUUUUGCAGUGGAUAGUUGAAAUUCUUCUGGCUUAAGGAUCUCAGCACAAAGGGUGUGUUCUUGGGAUGCCUUGCAAAAAUGCUUCAAGUAGAGUGAGAACAAUGGUAUGAAAUAUCCUUUUUGCAUCCUGUAAGUGGAGUUCUGGGCUGUCUUAGCGAGGAAUUUUCAGUAAACCUUCUGGAAAAAAAAUCUACUUGCAAUUUUGCUGGAGUAUUUCUUCACAAAGGAAAUCCUGUUUCAUAAUGAUGUAUUUCUUGUAAAACAUGAGGAGGUUCCAAAGAAAUAGUUGAUGGCUGAUAGUUGGUACUUUAGUUUCUUUGUAAAGUCAGCAUGGUAUUAAAAAUUCAGCAUGAAAAAUUGAUUUUAAAAAGAUGGAUUGUACCUUGAUCAUUUCUUGUUGUUUAGUUAAUGUAUGCCUUCUGUGAUGUAGAAGGUGCAGUAUAUGCUACUUAUUUCCUAGGAAAUAUUCAAAAAUAAUUGCUGACAAAAGCCACUUUACAGGUUGACUCAAAGGUAUAUCUUGCAACUUGAAUGUUAAUAUUCCAGAUGGUUGUGCAUAGCUACCCAGUAAAGAAUUGAAAGGAGGCUAGUCAGAGUUCGUAAAAGUUUGCAUUGUUAUUGAUACUGUAUCUUUAUGGCUUAAUACAGACAUUUUGAAAAACCAAAAUUGAGGACCUGUUUUAGAAUAUGUAUAAUACAAAUUUAGGCUAAUUUACAGAACACUGGAAACAUUUGUAAACCUGACAAACUCUCCUCAAGCUAGUGGUUGCAUAGAUUUGGCUGGCAAUUGUUCUACAAUGAAUGUAUUUGAUACUAUAUAGUCCAUAUCGUCCAAGGUGUUGAUGGAUUUUUAGCAUGGCACAGGAAAUAAAGAGAUGACUUCCUGAUUCAAACAUAACUUUUACCCUCCAUAGUAUAUUAUAAAUCCAGCUUGACAAAAUAUUUCACAGUUCUAAGUAUCAAGUCCAAUUAAUGCUUUAAGGGAUAAAUGAAAAAUUCAGACUAAUACUAACCUAAUAGAUUCCCUCCCAUUUCCUUUGCACGUUCAUCCAAGGGAGCCCUGUGUUCUGCUAUCAAAAAACAAUGUAUUUUCCAACCCUAGCCCUUGCAUGAAACGAAAUUGCAUGUGGAUACUAUAUUGAUUUUGAAAGGAGCAUGGUAAUUUGUAUUUCAUUUUGAACAUCGCUUAUGGGAUGCAGUGUGGAGCAAAUCCCAAUAUAGUUAUUUUCAUAGCAGGUUCCUGUAAUAGAUGAUCGUACCAAUAGUCCGCCCUAACAUGUUCAUGCACACACACAUGCACAUGCACACACACAAAAAACAUAUAUAUUAAGGGCACCGUCUGUCUUGAGAGACAGUGGAGUGUGCCUUUGGGGUUGAAGUCAAACCACUGUGUUAGCAGCACCAAAGUGACAUCUCCAGGGCUGGAGAUCCUGGGCUGCUCAGACAGCAAGACUCCAAGCUUGUGAUAUGAGGAUGAGGAUGAUAAUUAAUAAAUAAAUUUUUUUUAUUUAUACCCCGCCCUUCCUGGUUUAAAAACCGGGCUCAGGGUGGCUAACAGCAAAUAUAAAAGAUUGAUUAAAAUGCGACUUAAAAACAGCAUAAAAUACAACAUAAAAUGCAGCAUCAAUAUCAAUAAAAUUCAAAUAUUCAGGGGUCAUGGGGGGGGGGGACCCAGUCAGUAGACAUCAAAUGACCACCAGGGCUAACUGGCCAAGUUGGUGCUACUAGAGCCAGCAAGGAGAUCAGGGAAGAAUUUAAAUGUGGGGUCCCAUAAAGGGUUUCUUCAUAGAAGAGGACAGGGGGAAAGGGAAUAGAGGAUUAGGCUAAUUCAAACUGAAGGCCAGGCAGAAUAGCUCUGUCUUACAGGCCCUGAGGAAGGAGCUCAAGUCCUGCAGGGCCCUAGUCUCGUGGGACAGAGCAUUCCACCAGGUCGGAGCUAUCACUGAAAAAGCCCUGGCCCUAGUGGAGAAUAGUCUGGCUUCCUUAGGGCCAGGGACCUUUAAGAAAGAAAGUACUUGGGACACUCAAAAUAAUAAUAUGUAAAUGUUUAUUAUUAUUCUGUUAUUAUUCUGAUGCAUAGAGUGCUUGUUAUUGUUUUUAUAUUGUAUAUCUAGGUAUCUCAAAUUUUUCAUGGAGUAUUUUAAUUUUAUUCAAUAUGUAAAAAAACUAAUUUGCAUAUUCAAAAUUUAAGUAGCUUUUCUGAAAUAAAUAACAACACAUAUUUCCAACUUCAGAGGUGUAAAUUAUUUAAAUCAAACUCAAAAUAACCCACAUAAAUUAAGUAUGUCAUUGUUUGAACAUACUUGUUUGAUUUGCAUUGCAUUGCAUUGCUCAUUUUUUUGCACUUGUGCCCUCAUAUAUUGAAAACUGAAUUCCGCCCAUGGUGCAUUUCACAGUCCUUAUAGCUGUUUAUUAAUUAGUGUUUGAAAAUAGUUUUAAUUUGUUUGAAAAUUGUGUGUCUGUGUGCAAUGAAAAGAAGUCUGUCUAUAUAAACACAGUUCACAAAAUAUAUUCAAGCGAUACUUUUUUGUCAGCUGGAAAUUGCAGCAAGUUUGAAAUCAGAAUAAGAACGUGUGUAAUCACUUCGUUCCAAGUCUCCAAAAUUUUAGUAAUAAAUACAUGUUAAAUUCCUGGAACUAUUUUAUGCUAUCUACUAACCUUACAAUUAAAUUACUGUGUAAAGUUGGUUAAGUAACACAAAAGUUAUUAUAUUAAGGUGUGCUUUAUGAAGAGGCCAAUGACAGUACUGCAGUGAAACAUGCUAAUAGAUUAUAUGCUGUAGCAAUAUAUUGCCUUUUUAUUGCUUUUCCACAGGCAGCAGAUUCAUGUAUAGUUAUUACUGGCUACAUUAUCUGCUAGUUUUCUAUCAAAAGUGAUUCAUUCUAUUGAAUCAUUAAUCCAAUACUUAUCAUUCUUGGUGAAAAUUUUCUAGUAUUAACACUGUAUAAAAGAUUGACCUAAAUCCACUGGUUUUGCUGCACUCUAAGAACAUUUUAACCAUGGAAGAACAGUAUUUCUUAAGACAGUUUAAAACUAUUCAUUGUGGAUAUUUAACAAGGUAGCAUUCUAUGUUGUGAGAUACACACACACACACACACACACACACGAGUUGGUGACCAAUGCCAUCCUGGAUUUAAGCUGCUGAAUGUUCAUAAAUCUAGUACUGGAAAUAUUGAUGUGUAUUGAAUUAGUUACUGAAUAACAAGAAUAAAAUUUUGCUCAUAUAUAGUGCAAAAUGGAGGCUUUUGUAGCAGCACAUGGUCUGUUUAGAAUGAUAUAACAGACACCGAAUGUUCACAUAUCAAACAAAAUGCCAUCUUUCUGUAGAAAAGAGGUGUCAAAAAGUUUCUUUGUACCUUUAACGCAUGUGAUUAUGUAGUACAAAAUGCAGAGUUUGUAAAAUUUCUUGAAUAUACAGGCAAAAAAUGAAUAAUUCAAAACAACUCAUAAGUUCUACAUUCUAUUGUAUCUUUUAUAACGCAGGCAGGAGAUAGGAUUGUGUUCCCAGUAGAGCUGAAUUUGCACAAGUUACACCUCUGAAAAUGCCAGAUGGUCUAUGGUCUACUUUUCAGAGCUGUCACAUAUGCAAAGAUUUGAAAAAAAAAAGAAAGACAGCUGAAUGAGAGCGGCGGAUCAUUAAAGGGAGAGUGAAAGUCCCUGGGUAUCACUGUGUUUUAAGAAAGCAUUGUGUCGGUUCCCGCAUUACGCUUUUCUUUAAGAUAUACACAACCUUUAAAAAUAAGGUAAAAACAUUGCUGUUUUAAACUGAAUGGUUGUGGCUUAAUCUUAAAACUGUCAAAUGCUUUUUAUUCUUUAUACUAGAAUGUAGUCAUAUGGUUCCUAAUUGGUUUCAAGUGUAUUUUAACCAUAAGAUUCAAGUCUCCCCAGUGAAAAAUUAUCAAUAAAGUUAAAAUAAAUUUAAAUUGGUAUAACUAAUACAUUUGGGGGUUUUAUUCACUUUUGAUUUGACCUACAUAUCAUAUGUGAAUACUCUAAAGCCAGUCAGCUAAAAAGUUGUAUGUUAAUGUUACUGAAAUAAGAGUACUUUGGGAGCAGAAUUUAUCUCUUGAUCCUAGUAAAAAUAAUAAAAUGAAAGUAAAACAAAUAACUUUGCAUGGCUAGACUUCCCCAAGACUUCGUAUUGCCCAUUAAUUGGGAAAAUAGGCCUGAUGUUUUAAGACAGGGGAGAUGAUCAUGUGUCAUGUAUUGUAAUAUGAUAUUGAAAUGUAAACAAUUGCAAACAACCAUUUCCAAUUCUGCUAGAUUCUAAAGGUCAUAACUGUCAAUUCUAAUAACUUUGUCAUUUAGAUUUACAGAAUUCUUCCUAUGUUCUCUCUUCUUAUUUAUUGACAAAGGAUAACAUAUUUUCCAACAGCUGACAAUUGGUGAAGCAUAACAUUUUAUACCUAAGAAUUCCAAAUAAUGCAUCUACUUGCCAGACUGUUAAGUGGCAAGAUACUUCCACAUCCCAGAGAUGAUUACCUCUUUAUCAAUACCUACAUAGGGUGAAAAUGGAACAAGAUCAAAUUAGUCUUGCAUAGAAAUGGGGAAUGUUGAGUUUUAUGCCAGUGGUUCGGAUAAGUUGUCUCUGCUUAUGCACUUAAAGGGAGUAUUCUAUAUAAAAGCUAUUGCAUUUUAAGUUCCUACUACCACCUUUGGGGAUUUCCUUUUGUCAGUGAAUUGCAAGAGUACUUGUGAUCACUGGAGGUACUUGAAAUGAAUUUAUACUUCUAUGAUUGAGUGGAGCUUUGGUGUUGUGUCUUUAAUUCUAAAAGGCUGGGUCGACCCAAAAGGUUUGAAUUAAAUAAUAAGUUAUUAGCCUUGCUUAUAAGAGCAAGAGAGCGUGUGCUGCUUUUUUAAAAAAGAAAGAAACUUCCUGCCUGACCACACAUAUCUAGUUAGCCAUGAGGCCUGAGAGAAAGACAGAACUAUAGAGCUUCACUGUUUUUUAGCUUAGAGGCAUGUCCUGUUUCCCAUAAGCAACCAGGCAAAUGUUUAUUUGUAGGUCUAGUUAUUCUGACAAAUAUUAUUUUUUCCUUUUCCAAUGUUUUAACUAAGGCCAUUUUGACAUACAGUGGUUUAAAUGAGGCUUUUAUGUUUUCAGUAAUAUGUGUGUGUGCUUGUGCACUAGAAGCAGAGGGUCACUGUGAUCAGCUAUUGUUUUUGUCCUUAUGGUAGUUGAAAACCCUUCUUCUCUUGAAAAAUCAAAGGCUGCUAUUACUAGGAGGAUGUUGGGCAACAUGGAGUUCCUAUAAUCCCUGUUUCCUGUCAGAAGUACCAUUCAUUGUUUUUUAAUUGAUUUCCCACCACCCCUUACAAAAUCCCACCAUUUGACUCAGUGGUAGGGUCAGCAAUGGACAGUGUGGUGUGACUUAUCUGACCUUUCUCUUGCCUGAGUCAGGCACACCAACUCUGUGAGGCCAAGGUGUUUUUGCCCCCCUUCAUAUCUUGUUGCAGGGGAGUCGGGGACAAAGGAGACCAAUAUGCAAACGACAGUGGAAGUCUCUUUUCCAUAUGUCACGAGCCUGUUCCACAUAAGUUCUUAUAUACUACUGAUAUACAGUGGUACCUUGGUUUAAGAACAGUCCGGUUUACAAAAUAUUUGGUUUACGAACUCUGCAAAACCAGAAGUACAGUGGUACCUCAGGUUACAGACGCUUCAGGUUACAGACUUCACUAACCCAGAAAUAGUACCUCAGGUUAAGAACUUUGCUUCAGGAUGAGAACAGAAAUCGUGCAGCGGCAGUGGGAGGCCCCAUUAGCUAAAGUGGUGCUUCAGGUUAAGAACAGUUUCAGGUUAAGAACGGACCUCCAGAACGAAUUAAGUUCUUAACCCGAGGUACCACUGUAGUGUCCCAGUUUGCGAACUUUACCUCCGUCUAAGAAUGGAAUCUGAACGGUGGAAGGGCACUGGCGGUGGGAGGCCUCGUAAGGGAAAGUGUGCCUCGGUUUAAGAACGGUUUCAGUUUAAGAACGGACUUGCGGAACGGGUUAAGUUCGUAAACCGAGGUACCACUGUAUAUAUUUUUUCUACUGGUAUGUACCGAAUUUUUCCAUCUAUAAGACGCCCCCAUGUAUAAGAUACCUCCUGUUUUGGGGGACUCCAAUUUAAGAAAAUGGGGGGAGAUACUAUCCGUGUAUAAGACGAGCCCAGAUUUUGAACAUUGUUUUAGAGUAAAAAAACAACAACAGUCAUACACAGAAAAGUACGGUAUAUAUUUUCUUAAACCGGUCAGUUACUUUGAUAACCUCUUACACAAUUUAGAGUUGCAUUGUCUUUGUGGUUUAUGAAACUUUUAAAUUGUGUACUAAAUCUGGGCUGUAAAUUUAUGCUGUCUGUGUUAUAAGGACUCCUCAUUCCUUUGUUGUGUCUUUCUGAUUUUGCAAUUAUUAUACAUGAUAGUUUUAAUAUAAUGUUGAUGCAAGGCUGCUUAGGGAAUAUGGGAAUAAGUUUUGUUGGGCCAAAAACUUCACCUGACCAAAAUAUAACUGCCCUUUUAUAUAUGACAGUACAAACUAAUAAGUCAUGUAAAUAUGAUAGGGUACAUAAAAUAAUCAAAGCAUAAAAUUAAGUUAUUGUUAUUGUUAUUAUUAUUUUAUUAUUUAUACCCCACUCAUCAGUCACUCUGGGCAGCUUUCAGCACAUAUAAAAACAUAAAAUACACAACAGAUGACCAACACUGAAUCAGAUUAAUUCUCUGGAAAACACUUGGUGAAACAGAAAUGUUUUCAGCAGGUGACAGAACACCAUAGCUGUGAGUGCCUCUCUUGAGUUCAACAGGAACAGUGUUCCAGAGUAUUGAUGCCAGUCUGCUAAUAGCUUUAGUUCACAUAUUUAUGAGUAUAAGCGGCUAUAUAUUAAACCUAUUUUUAAAAAUAUUUAUUAGUUACCAGUUUGUUUCUGGCCAUUUUUAGAUAUUUAAAACUCAAAAGGAUCUGGGGCCUGAAUAUCUUAAGGAGAGUCUCGGCCUCCCCCCCCCCCCCCGAGCACCACAAGCAUAAAAAAUGAUGAUGCCCUGAUCUAAGGGUGAUCUAAAAAUGCAUAUUCUGACAUUGAUUUUAUACAAAAUAAAGAGCAGACUUUAGAUGGUAGCUGCAUGCUUCUGUUUAAGGUGGGCUUCUGGAGAAUCAUCCAGGGUUUGAUUUGCUGUUAGCAGAAGUUGGUAGUUUUUUCAUCAUGUUCUUUGGUUUUUCUUCUCUGCCUUUGUCAACCAGCUGUUUUUGUUUUACUCAUUGUGGGUUUUAGCAUCAUUGUUUUAAUAUUCACCAGUUGUUCCAAUUUUAUCUAAACGGCCAUGGGAACUUGCUGGCUAAAAUGCAACCCAAAAAUGUAAUAAAUAAUGUGGGUUAAUUUUCAGUCCAGUUUAGAGAAUCCUGCUUUGACUCAAGAUAUUACCUUUUCUCUGCUUGGCUUCACAGCUCUUAAGACUUAUAUUGUUUAACAUGGGAAUCCUCAAAGUAUUUUGUUUUUUAAUAUAAACAUUACAUGUCCUCUAUUUUAUUAUAGCAAGCAGUACUUAAUAAAUACUUAACAUUUGUGUACAGCUGUCAAGUGCUCAAAGCACUUCACAUGCAUUAUCUAGUUGUAAUCCUUAUAACAGCCCUGUAAGACAAGACAGUAUUGUUAUCUCCUAUAUUGCAGACUAAGUUUGGGAGAGUGUAGCUUGCCAAAGGCCACAUAGUGAGUUCAGGGCAAGGUUGAGAUUCAAAUUGGGAACUUCCUGGCUUGCAGCUCAUUAUCUUUAAAACAAACAAAUCUUUCAUUUUAAGAAAAGAGUUGACGUUCUUAUAAAUUCGCUUAUCUUCCAGAAAACAUGGCAAUGGUGAAUUGAAAAUCCUUUCUUAACUUACAUACAUGUAAACAGUAAAGUCAUUACUUAAUAGUCUUGUAUACUGUGCUCACUUAUCACUUAAGACCAAACUAGAUGGGAUGUGGAAAUAUGUAUCUGGAUAUUCCAAUCUGUUAUCUCAAGAAAGGAGUUGGGGAGCAGUAGUGAUGGAGAAACUAAAUUGGUGUAGGGCUGUGGCAUUGGAGGACAUGUGGUUUCAAACCUUUCUGCUGAUCUAAAUUCCUCCCCCUGUUCCCCCAUGAUACUUGUUUCACUAGGGGGGAAAACACACGCACACACAUCUAUAUAUGUAUGCAAAUAUGGUAAUUUUGGGUAAACAGUGGUAUAUUGGGGAAAUGUUGCAGGAGCGAGUUAACCUGGUCCAUUGCUUACUGCUUUUGUGGUGUGUGGUUUUUUUCAGGGAAAAAUUUAGGGUGUCCUUUUCACGCAUCUCCCAAGUUCCUCUGGCUUGGUCCUUGAGUCCAUACAUCUUCCAUUUGCCCUUGACUUUCGAGCUCAAUCCUCUUCCUUUUCAGGUUGGAAAUGACACUGAAGCUGAAGAUAACAUAAAAAUAAUGCCCUAAGGCUUCCCAGACAUUCAGUGUGUGUUUGUGUGGAUCUCAAGAAGGAAAGGAAAGAGUUUAUUCUCCAUAGAUAUGUGUUAAACCACUGUCUCUUUUUCUUGUUCUUUUUAAAGCACAACCUCAGCGUUUGCCACAACCAAAUGCUUCACCACUGGAAAAGUGUAAGGAAGAAACAGGCAAAAUACAAAUACAAAAUGGCCAUACUGGGCUGAGUAACGCAAGUGGGAUGCACAAUGGAGUCAAGUGUGGGGCACCAGAUAGCAGAAAGUUCUCGGCACCUGUUUCCCAAAAAAUGCACAGAAAAAUCCAGUCCAGCUUGUCUGUCAACAGUGGAAGCAGCAAGAAGAGCUCUGCAUACUCUCACAAGCCAGGCUCUUCACCCGAAGGUAAGCUGAAACCUUAUAAGUAAACUGAACACAGAAUAACCAAAAGCCAUUCCCGCUAAUAAUUACACAAUCAGCUAAAAAUAAUUGAAGAGCACGAGUCGUGCUCCAGAAGCAAAUAGAAAUCAUUACAACAAAAUACAAGUUACUUCCCCAAAGGAAAAGAUUAAGUAUUUGAAGGAAAUUGAAAUGAGAGAUUUCCUGCUUUCUGAACAUUUGUGCACCUCACUGUUGAUCAUAUCUGUAGAUGGAGAAGCUCUGAAUUGCUGUUUGGCAAUGCCAUCACAUAUACAACAUGGAGGGGAAAUGAUUUGACUUGGGACAGGGAAGGGGAACCUGAUGAGCUCCAGGUAUUAUAGACUCCAGUUGUCCCUGACCAUUUACUAUGCUGGUUGAGGCUCAUGGAAGUAGAGACCCAACAACCAGCUGGAACUGGCACUCAGUUCCGGCGCCUCUCAGGUGAGCGCCAUUGCCAUUAAAAGAGAACAAGGGAGGCAUCCAUGGUGAGUUCCAGCACCUCCUUUUAUAAAAAUAGCACUACCAACAACAUAUGGCGGCUCACAGAGGCUUUAUUCACAAUGCAGUUUAUUCUGUUUUUCUGACAUUUCCCUAACUAUAUAUUUAUUCAUGUAGCACAUUAUGUUCAAGCUGUCACACAACAAAACCAAGAUAUCUCUAGAAACCAAGUUUAGCGUUCAUUUUCUUGUUACUUACUUAUAGGAGAAAACAAAACCAUUUGCGAGUCUGGAACCUACUUGUAGCUCCGGAACUUUCUAUAGAUCUGUGCAUAAGCUGAGGCCUUGCAGGGUGCACCACAAGUGACUUUAGUCACCUGUUGCAGAGCCUCACACCCCAUGCCAUUGGCCUUACCCCUCAACAAGCGAUCUUGCAGGGUCCAGUAGGGGCUCAUACUACAGAAUCACGCCUCUACUCAAGAGCUGAUGAGCAGAUGGGUGGAUCCUGGUUUGUGUGAUGCAACCAGUUGCUUUCCUUUAAAAAAAAAAGCCGCUGUGGAUCGUCAGCACCGCCCCCACCCCCAAUUGCCUACUCCCCAUAGCAACUGUGAUCCUGCAGGGUCCAGGGGAUUCCCCCCUGCCUCUGCCCUCAACAAGUGAUCCUGCGGGGUCCAGGAGAGGCUCCACAACUGGAUUUCCUUAAGGAAAGCUAGUUGUGGAACCUCACACCCCCAGGAUCACCCACUCCCCAUAACAGCUGUGAGCCUGCAGCUUCUAGGUGAGGCUACACAAAAGGCUUUCCUCAAAGAAAGCUGUUUGUGGAGCAUCAUCCCCACCCUGUUGGAUCAGUCCUGGGCUGGAGGUUGGGUAGGUGAUGUUCCACAAGUAGCUUUCCAUUAGGAAAGCUGCUUAAGGGGCAUUACACACACUGCAGGAUAAAUUCUUCUGCUUAUCAACUCAAAGGUAGGAUCCCGGUUUUUAACUUUCAUUUCAGACUGCAGUUCCCACUGGUGUGAAUGAAAUUUAGAACGCCAUGGGAGUAUGCAGGUCCUGCAGUAUAAAAGGCACACAAUAAAACAAAACACAAAUUAACCCCAUGGGUGAAUGCAUCCAGGUUCCUCACCCCUCUCUUAAGAGAUUAGUGAAUAUUUCAGUAUGUGUAUUGGCAUGCUUUUUGUCAAUGAAGUUUUGUCAUUGAAAAUUGUAUAAUACAUUUCUGAGCAGCCUGUAUGUGCUGUCCAAAAGGUAUUCAAAACCUAGGCCAGUGCUUACAUUACCACCAUACUGCUAUAAAGCCAAUACAUAAUUUGCACAUACAAAUGGUCUUCACUUAUUUCUCUUCACUGUACAGCACAUGUCCAUUAAGUAAACAUAUUUCAUUUCUGUGUGUGUUGCUGACCACAAUUACUCUAAUGGCCCCAUGGUUCCUAAGCCUAUUUUAAAUCUGCUGCUCUCCUAUUCAUGACACUGCGAUCAGCAGACUUUGCUUUAUCUGUUAAAACAGAAACUGGUAGAUUCUCCUAUUUUUUUGUUGGUAGUCAGACACCAAUUCAUGUCAGGUAUCUGUCUCACUGUGCUUUAGGGAGUCAGUUAAGAGAGGUUUAAAGCCCCAAACGCGCCUGUUUAGAGAUACAGAAUAUGAAGUGUUUGCAUUGUUACAGACUAAUUCCUGGGAAGUAGGAUAAGAAGCUGAAACAGAAGGGUAGAGCAAAGCAGGAAAUACAUUUUGGACCCAAUCAGCAACUGCUCUGUGUUAGAAAGUGUCCAGGUGAAUUUUAACAAGCUUAAAUGAGGACUUUGUAGACUUUUCUCCCCAAUUUCUUUUGCAUAUCAGUUUAUAAUUUUACAUGGUCUGAUUAUGGUCCAAGCUGCUGCUUUGUCUUUUACCAGUCAUUCCUGACUUAGCCAGCCAUGGCUAACGUGCUUGGGCUUGUAAUCCAUGCAGUCCUGAGCUGUGUUUAGUUGUAGGAAGUAUCCCCUGGCCGUAUUAGCACACUGUUUGGUGAAAUGAAAAAUCAGGAACAGAGGCCAAAUAGAGUCUCUUAUACAGACAUGAAAAUGUAUUUCAAGAAGUAAUUCCUGGCAGUUUCUUGGAACCUAGAUUUCCAUAGAUGAAUAACUGUUUACGUCUAAUACAUACAGAUGUUUUUACACUGCUGUUACACGUCUUCUAAAUUUUACCAGUUUGUAGGGGCUUACUUUGUCAAAGCCAUGAUUUCACUUAGCACUACUAGUCUUCAUAAAUCAAUUCUUUCGUCUCUAUACAUUCAGAAAUUCUGAACGGUGCAGUCCAUCAUAAACAGCACCAUUUCAUUUUGUAGAUUGGAGACCACAUUAUUUAAUGUUCUCUCAUAGCAUAUUCCCUUUUCCCAAGUGUAGAAAGCUUGCCAGGGAGAAUGCUCUAGCCUUAUAUUCGUCAUUCUUGGAAAUUCUUGGGACAGCUUUUAUGCAUUGGAGCCCCUAACUUGCAGCCUGAGAUGUUGUAACUUAGGAAGCGCCGUGCCAUACAAUAUUUCCGAAUAUGUAGAUUGGCUCUAAUUUCUGUAUGUUAAAUGGAAUAUAAUGUGAUCAAAAUCUCUUUAAAUUUGGUGUUCUGUUAAUGUAGGCUUUUGAAGGAGGAAAGAACGCCAAUUGUCUCUGAACAGGUGUUAGUUUUACCCUCCAAUGGUAACAUUUAACACUGCAAAGAAGGAUGUUAAGUGUGACCCUGAAGGGGCAUGAAGAGCCAGCCUGCUCUGGUUUGAGAAUGCAAGUGUCCUACACACAAGUAAUGCAUGACUAGGACUCUCAUUUGUUUAGAAACACCCAGUUUCAGUUCCUGACAUUUAUUCUCAGCUUCUGAAAGCUGUGCCAUCUUAUUUCUAUCUAUCACCUCUCUGAAUUCUUUCACUUCUGUGCCUAACUUCCUGCACCAUGCCAGUCUGACCUUCUUGAAUCCUUGCUUGCAGGGUUUGCUGCUUCCCCAGCACUCAACUGAACAAUUUUAAGUUCCUCUUCCUCGUUUCUCUGGCAAUAUCCCCACAGUGACAUCUGGCACACUCAUUGGAGGAUUGUGCCCCUAGAUGCCAGACUAUCCCAUCUACUUCAGUUAUUUUGUUUAGAAAACGUUGUUUUAGCUUGUACUGUGGUACCUCGGGUUACAUACACUUCAGGUUACAGACGCUUCAGGUUACAGACUCCGCUAACCCAGAAAUAGUACCUCGGGUCAAGAACUUUGCUUCAGGAUGAGAACAGAAAUCACACAGUGGCGGCGCAGUGGCCCCAUUAUCUAAAGUGGUGCUUCAGGUUAAGAACAGUUUCAGCUUAAGAAUGGACCUCUGGAACAAAUUAAGUACUUAACCCGAGGUACCACUGUAUAGUGCUUCUUCUUUUUUAAAUACAGACUGCUGAGUUCCCCUUAUUUUUAAUAGAUGUUAGGAUCCCUGUCAACAAUGUUUCUGUUGGGGCAUAUUUUUAAUGUAUAUUUGUUUUUGGCUACUCCUUCCUGGCUUGAGCAUUAAUCUAUUAACCCUUGCCACACUAGCUGUAGUUAUUUCAAGCAAAGUGUUUAGAAUUAGCUUAAUUUUUGUGUCCAAGCUGUAUUGUCAUCUUGUGUAUAGGAGGAUGAUGCAGUGGCUUAAUUCAGCAGAUUAAAACUGACACGGCUAGCAUUUUUCUUUUUAAAACUGCAACUCUGUUUGAACUACAGAAAAAAACGAGUUACAAACUACACCAGCAUGUGUUUAAACCCGUAUCUACCCCAGUCACUCAUAAAGCAGGAGAUCCAAAUAAAGUGUGAAUGGGCUGCACAGGUAGAGAAUGUGGGAGCCGGCCUGCACGUUGUGCCCCCAAACCCCCACUUUUUCCUAUAUGGGCUCACUUUUGGUAUGGUAGCUUUGCUGAAGAAAAAUGAGAGUCUGCUGUAGAAAUAAGCCAUGAACAUGGUAAGGCCUGAGUAUCUUCUAACUCCCAUUUCUGAUGUGAUGUAUACAGAUCUGGAUUUAAAUAAUAGAUUUGCCUUUUUUUGUAUCAUUUGAGCUUUGGUUUUCUUUGGGUCCUGCUGCAGUUGCAUCCCAAUUCUGAAAAAUGUAAUUUUAUUUAAAAGGUCACAUUUUAAGAGUACUGAAUCUUGUGACCUACCUGCUAUUGAUCAGUUUCUGAACUGGUGGUGGUGGAUUUUAAUGGUGCCAGUUUAUGGACUAGUACACUGUCACUUGAGCAUGUAGUUGUUGUUUUUUUAAUGAGGGUUAACUGUGCAUAACAGAAUGUUUGUGUUCUUAAAUAUGUUUGUAAAGGGAAUUAGAAAAACAUAUAUUUAAGUCAUUAUUUUUAAUUUUUGAACAUUUAAUCAACGUAUAUAACAUCCUAAGAUGUUCUUGUUGGCUGUUUUGGCUGUGGCUUGACUUUUUAAAUUGACAUUCAGAGUUUGCCCUUGGCCUUCACCAUGCCUAUGUCUAGUGUCUAUAUAAGUCUUGUAUCUCCUGCUGGGACUUCUGUUCCACUCUCUGCGGGGCCUUGAGUAAAGCCUUGUUGAGGACCUCAGCUGCCACUUUGAUAGUGGUUUUACCCGUUUGAUUCUUGCUGUGAGAGAACAGAGUGCUUACAGGUUUUCUUUGAAUUUCCUGAUCUCUCUCUGAAUAUAGCUGAAAAAAAUCUGACCCAGGUCAGCAUUUUGUAAUUGAACAUAUUUGUCAUAAAAGCCUUUUGUAAAGGUUUAGAAAUUGGCCUGUCAGUUCCAAACAUGGAAUUGUUUAUUGCUUAACAAAAUUAUUCAGUUUCUUAUUAAGACCUCUUUGCUAAAGAAUAGGAAGGUUGCCAAUGUCACAUUAGUUCUAAAAGUUGCAUCUCAGAGGAAGCAAAAAAAAAUUAAGGCCCAUGAUUGAGCUAAUGUCUGUUCCAGAUAAAUUGGUGGGAAGUAUUAUUGAAAGUAGAAUUUAUAGUAAACAUAUAGAAGAACAAGCUCUUGCUGAGGAAGAAUUAGUAUGGCUUCUGAUGAAGAGAAGUUCUUCCUUGCAAAUAAUCUUUUAGAAUUAUUUGUGGGUCUCACUAAAUAUCCAGUAUGAUGAUGAUGAUGAGAUAUAUAUAUACAUAUAUAUACACACACGCGCACACACAUACACACACACAGACACACACACACACACACAUAUAUAUAUACAUACAUAUGAAUGAACUUCCCAAAAGCUUUUCACAAAGUUUCUCACCAAAGACUCUUAAGUAAACCUUGCAGCAAUGGAAUUGAAGGAGUUGCCUUAUGGAUUGGUAUCUGGUUAAGGAACUAGAAGCAGAGGGUACAGAUAAACUUUGUACUUCUUCACAGCACAGUGUAGUGAGAAGUGGGGUUCCCUCAAGGAUUGUAUCAGGAUCCGCACUUCCUAUUAAUAAAGAUCGGAUGUUGGGUAUGAGAAGUAAAAUAGCAAGUUGGUGGAAUGGCACCAAGAUUGUUCAGUAUGGUGAAAACACUAGUUUACUAUGAAGAGCUUCAGAAUGAUCUCUCCAAACUGAGCAACCAAAAAAAAGAAAUGAUGUUCACAAAAUGUAAAGAGAUGCACUUCAGUGCAGCCUCUUUCCCUCAACUUCAUGAAUACUGCUGAUAAUAUAUACACUAGUUGUUUAACUGCUGUAUAUACUUAGUUUUUAAAGCUGGGGAUUGUUCAUCUUUAGUCAACUUGGCAUUUUGAAUUGUUUAUUGUUCUUCUCCUCCCUACCCAUAUCUCCCACAAUAAAAUGAAACAUUAUGCCUUGUAUGGAUGGAUGGAUUGCAUUUGUAGCUUACCUUCUUUCUCCAAUGAGCUCAAGGUGGUAUACAUGGUUCUCUUCCCCUCCAUUUUAUCCUUACAACAACUAGUGAGGUGUAGAUUAGGCUGAGAGAUGUCGUGACUUACCCAAAGUGCCCAGUGAGCUUCAUGGCCAGGUGGGGAUUUGAACUCUGGUCUCCCAGGCCGUAGUUUGACACUGUAGCCACUACACCACCACUGGUUCUGUGGUGUAGUUUAGUUUAAAAUAUGUAAGGGUGACUGUAUGGAUUUGCAACAACAGGUGCCUUAUUCAGAAUGACUAAUGUGACCUUCCAGAUAUUUGGAUCUCUAAUUCCCAUCAGCCAGCCAUUGGACAUCUUUGGUGGUGGGAGUUUUAUUCUGUCAGCAUCUGGAGACCCACAGGUUAGCCAUCUCUAGCCUAUAAAUAAAGGAAAUCUGCAUAGUCUAUAUAGCAUAGAAUGGUUGUACCCAGUUACUAUAAAUGUGUGGUUCUUACUACUUUUUAAAAAUCCAAAAUAUAACAUAUUUCCAAAUGUUUACAAAGAAUUGGACCAUUUAAGGGAACUACUGGAUACUAUUUGUUUCAUUGUGUGCAUGUGGGUACUGCCUUUAUAUUCUUGCUAAAAAGACACCCCACAUACUGCUGUUAACAGUGGCAGUGACAGCAUUUGCAUUGUUGGGAAAAUAGAUGCAGCAGAUCAUAAAAUCAAAUUAGUUGUGUGACUUUUUAGGCAGCUGGUAAGUAAGCUAGGACUAAAGCAGACUACGUACUGAAUUGAAACUUCUUGAGGAUAAUGGUUCUGGUAGCUUUUUGGGUAAAAUUGACCAUAGUCUAGAUGAACCAUCACUAUUCUCGUCCUGUGUAUGUAUGUAUAACUCUCACUAGUCCCAGUCUAGUAUGUCUGUGUCAUUGCAGGUUGUAGUUCAAAACAAUCUGGAGGGCACCAACUUGGGGAAGGCUAUGUGUAAACAGACAAGAAGGCUAUUUUGGAUAUGUAAUCUUGAAAUGGAAUAGCAAAAUAUAGCCGCCUAACCCAUGUUAACAGAAUGUGCAUAAAAGAAAACUUUUUAAAACAAUUCACAUUAAUACCCAAUCAGAAUCAUUAUAUUUUCACAUUUUUCUGUGUAGUUGAGCAUGCAUAGACCACUUUAGCCAUUGCUAAUUAUCUGAGAAUGAAGUGUCUUUAUUUAGACCAGUGCCUUAUGUCUGUUUAUGUAAAUAGAAUGCAAUGGCUCUUUUCAGAGCUGAAAAGAAAGCAACUAGGGUUUUUUUAAAGUAGUUGUUCUGGAUAGCCCCACAAACAGAAUGAUGUUCAUUGUUGGUAGGUGUAUGCAAUGUUCUUUGCCUUUUUAAAGUUAGAUUUCAUUUUGAAAGCCUGAAAACUGAGCCAACAAUUUUUUAAAAUUUUUUGCAUUACAGUAGCUAUUUGUCUGCAUUCUUCUACAGUCAUUAUCUUCAUGUCGUUGACAUUUUCUUUCUCUGUUUGAAAAUAUUUAUUGCCCUUUAAAUAGAUUGAGAAUUUCCUUAAUCUAUUUACAGACUAAAUGAUGAUAUAAAAUGGUAAAGGUACCCCUGCCCGUACGGGCCAGUCGUGUCCGACUCUAGGCUUGCGCGCUCAUCUCGCUCAAGAGGCCGGGAGCCAGGGCUGUCCGGAGACACUUCCGGGUCACGUGGCCAGCAUGACUAAGCGGCAUCUGGCGAGCCAGCACCAGCGCCGCACACGGAAACGCCAUUUACCUUCCCGCUAUAAAGCGGUCCCUAUUUAUCUACUUGCACUUAGGGGUGCUUUCGAACUGCUAGGUGGGCAGGAGCUGGGACCGAACGACAGGAGCUCACCCCGCCACGGGGAUUCGAACCGCCGACCUUCUGAUCGGCAAGCCCUAGGCACUGAGGUUUUACCCACAGCGCCACCCGCGUCCCAAAUGAUGAUAUGCAAUAACACAAUAAGAGUAUUUCAUAAGAAUAAAUCACAUCUGUGGCUGGAGUCUUCCGUAAGGGAAGGCUUGUAUGAAACAGAAGGGUGUCAGCCAUAUGACAAAACUUGAUUUUAAAGAAUCAAGAAAGAAUUUGUUGUGCUGUUUGUCUCUUUCUCUAAGCCUCUGUGAGAACCUGUUUAAUGGAAUAAAGAAAUACCCCCUUUUUGAUUUGCAUCAAACUGCCCGGAUGGAGGGGGAAAAUAAGAUACAGUUAUUUUUAAGUGUCGAAGCCAAUGUAGCUGUUUGUUCCUCUUUGCCCAUCCUUUACAUUAAAAAAAAGGGAGGAAAUUGUAUUAGAUUUAUUCAAGUACAAUCUCCAUGACAACACGCUAAUUAAUCCCCAUCAAUCUGGCUUUGGUCCUCUUCACUGAACUUUUACUCCCCAGCUUCACUUCACAUGUCAUAUCUGCUGAGCUUUGGAUGAAGGUCAUUUACAGGUACAUUUAUUCUUCACAUAAAGAAUCCCAUUUAAUGCACAAAACCACUCUUCUUAUUUUACCAUCUAGCUUAUAGUAUAGCUCUUCCCCCUUUUUUGUUUCUCAUAACCUCUUUUCAUGCUACAUUCAACCUAUUUGCAUAUUUCUGACCAUUGUGUGUAGGAAUGAGCUAACAAAUGCAAGUAAUGCUACUUAAGCUAAGAUGUUUAUGUAUUUCGAGGGCAAGCCUUUUAGCGGUUGUCUGUUCAUCCCAAUAACCCUAUUGUCACAAUUCCUACAUCAGUUUCUUCAAUUAAAAAACACAUUUUCGUCAUUUCAAGGGUGGGGGGCCAAAUACACAAUUCUUCCCAGUCAUUUAUCAGAUUUCCUUCCCUACUUCUCAAAAACAGCAAAAGAGGCUUAAAUUAAUGUGAAAUACUAAAACAAUUAAAAUGAAACACACAGCAUGUAACUCUCAAUACACUAAUAAACAGAAUCCACACGAAAAGUGCCACAUUUAAAAGGCAACCAAAACAUAGCAUGAUGGGGAGCAUCUAGCCCUCUAGAUGUUGUUGACUUCCAUCUCCCAUCAGCCCUGUCCAUUUUGGUUGAGGCUGAUGGAAGUUGAAGGUCAAUGACAUCUGAAAGGCCACAUGUUUUCUAUAACAUGUUUAAAGUCUGCUUUCCAGAGCAAAGUGCAUUGUUUUCUUUAAGAAGAAGAAGGGAAAAAUGAGAAAUCCCAUAUACCAUACCAUACUACAUCUGAAGUGAAGGAUAAUUCUAAAAGGUGGGAGCCAAUAGAAAAGUCAAUAAGGGUUUCACAGAGAUCUUCGGUGGCUCAUAUUAAGAGAUGUUCCCUGAAGGCCAUCUUCAGAUGCUUUAAAGAAGCUGCAACAGGAAGUUUCUGGUGUAUUUUUAUUUUGUUUUGUAUUUUCUUAUUUCGUUUUUUUGAAGCAAAGUGUUGUUUGUUUGUUUAAAGUGGCAAUAGAGGAAGUAUGAGUGGCUCAUGCUUACUUUCUGUGAAGAGGGGAGAGUUGAGAAUAUCCUUGUGGGGAGGAGGAUAUGUGUACCUUUUCAUCCUCCUAUACUUGACCUGAAAGUGGUAGAAGAACAUCUGUAGUGGAUCAAUUUCUGGGUUCUACUUUCUGAGAUGUUUGACAAAACAAGCACCUGCAUAUAGCUGACUUUGUAAAUUCUGUAGGGUGACUGGUAGAAUUAGGAUUGCACUCCUGGGAUUCUGUCCCAUUGAGCUCAGUGGGCAUUACUUUUGAGUAGACAAGAACAGGAUAACAGUGUUAAUGAAUUAAAAUGUAAACCUUAUUUCCACCCAUUUUUGUUCAGUUGUCUGAACUGUUCACUACAAGACUGUAAGUUUAACUUGACACUUUUUUAUCUUAGUACAGUCUGUCUACCCAAAAUCAAAAAGAUCUGUUCACUUUAUGUAGUUUAGAGGCUUGACUCUGCUGCCUUGCCUGUGUCAAAUUUUAUUUUUCAAGUACAGUAAUGCCUGGAUUGCUGGUGUCUCCUUCUCAUGCAUGCACACAUGUUUCAAAGAACUGUGAACCUGAUUCCGUGAGCCCAAGAAGCUUUAGAUUUAUUUUUCUCAAAUAUCAGCCCCAACCCAUCCAAUAUCACAUAAAAAAAACACUUUUUGAACGGUGGGAGUUUCAAAAACAGUUUGUGAUACAGCUGAGGGCUCAACAGUUCAAAAGAAAAAAACCUCAAAGUGUUCACUAGACUAGUGUUAUGACCCUUUUAUAAGCCCAAGCGUCUCAGAUUCCUCAACCUCAAUUUUUUUGAAGUUUGUGAAAUAAACUAGAUAAUUAAUUCCUGAAAUUCUGAAUUUUCUAUAGAGUUUGAUUUUGAAAGUGAAUGGAAUUUCCAUUGCCUUUCCCCACCUAUGCGCUAGCUUCUUAUCCUGUCCACAGAAUAUCCUGUGGCUAAAAGACAGGAUGGAAUUCAGUGCAAAACAAGGAAUUUAGAAGCUGCAUUUCCCCUCACUGAUUUUAAAUUCAAAAACUUCUGUGUUCUAUAUCUUGUUGGCUGUCUUUUCGGUGGGUCUGAUAUCAGCUAUAAAACUUGUAGAAUGUCUUGAGACAAAGAAAGUGUUUGAUGCAGAAAAGACAUUAACGUUGGUGCAGGUGAUGUCGUGACCUACAAAACCCUUUCCGUGGGCUCUACCCAUCUAAAUGCAGAGUGGAGAAUUUGGGCAGCCUUUGAUAGAAGACAGUCCUUCCGAUAUCCAGGAUGGUUGUCUGCUGCUGAUUUAAUUACUAGAUUAAACCCAAGAUGAAUCUCUGGAUGGCUAAGACAGUAAAAUGCGCAUAGCUGUGUCUUAGAGCAUUGCAUUAAGUGCAAUUAAAAAAUGCAUAGAACAGACUUGGGAACUGGUGUGAAAAAUUACUAGAAAUAUAUACGUAAAAAAUUCACUUGUGGGAUAGUAGAAUCUCUUUUAAAAGAGUGAAAGGGAUGGAUUCUAUGCUGAGUGUGUAAAUGCCACGUCCAGAAGAAUACUGGUCUGGAAGAACCACCCUAUCUCUCAUUUUUCUCUGUUUGCUAGAUGAAAUUCACUUAGGGGUUGUAUUUUGUAGCUUACUGGCUGAAUAAGUCUCAUCAAAUGGAAGAACAAUGUCAACACCUUGUUGACAUGUUGGUCUAUGCUAAAAUUUGUUAUAGACUGUGAAUAUAUUGUUCCUCUCAGUGCUGAGCUGAUGAAACCUUUGUGCAGCACAGAAGCAGAAAUCAAGGAAUGUGAGCUAUGUAUUGUGGGAAGAAAAAAAAGUAGCUUCAAUUUGUAUUGCUCUUCUUUAAAAAAAAAUUCAACCCAAGUGGGCAUUUAGAAUGCAAUUUUAACUUUUUAUUUCCUUUUAUCUUUCCUCUCUCCCUCAACAUGCUGUGCCACAUUUCCAAAGAUUGCUGUGUUCACUGUAUCUUGUCCUGCUUGUUCUGCGAAUUCGUCACCCUCUGUAGCCUUGUCCUGGGACAAGCGUCAUGUGGGGUCUGCCCAGUAGAAGCCUGCUGUUGCUGCUGUGGAGAAGAAAUGGGAGAUGACUGCAACUGCCCGUGUGAUAUGGACUGUGGCAUAAUGGAUGCCUGUUGUGAAUCAUCAGACUGUUUGGAAAUUUGUAUGGAAUGCUGUGGGAUUUGUUUCCCAUCAUGAUAACUUUUUAUCACUUUUUUCUGCUUUCUUAAAAAACAUCAACAACAUAACUGGAGAGGGUUCAAGUUUUUGUGUGUUUCUCUGAAAUAAAACAACAGCCGCUUUCAAAGGACACAUUUAGACACUCUUGCAGCAACCUGGUUUUCUGCACUGUUAACUUGAUUUUAUAAACAAUUGUUGAAGAAAAGCAAACUCAUAAAAACAAAUGCUUGAUGGUCUAAUUUUCUGUAGUGGGUUGUUGACUGUGCAAAGACCUGCUCAUGCAGGUAAAACAACCAUUGGUGGUUGUUCCUGGAUAAAGACAAAAGGGUUUUAGCCCUUUGUAGUUUCCUGUUGUGUGCAGGCAGGGGGUUGACAGAGUUUACCACCCCUUCACUAACAAACAAGUUACUAGAAGAGAUAGAAAACAGCAGAGUUGGAACAAAGUAACAACAAUUUCAUGAGGGCUUUCCACUUAAGUGAAUCUCUUGGUGGGAAAUAUUUGUAAUGGGGUUUUCUGUUUUUUAAAAAAAUAUUUUUACUGUGUUUUUUGUUUUAACAGCAAUGUGAACAAAUAUUUUAUUUUCUCAUCUGUAGAUUUAUAUAAUUUAAGUUUUAUCUAAAGUGCAUCACGAACAAACUGAUUCAUAUUUUACAAUACAUGUCUACUAAAUAAACAACUCCAGUUGAGAUCAGUGGUGCUUACUUUGCAGUAAGUACAAUUGCAACUUUAAAGCGCUGUUCACCCCAUCAAAUUACUAUACUAUACAACUAUACAGUUGAUUCACAACUUGCAUGGAGGUUACAUUCCAGGAAAAGUUGAAAUCAGGUACAUAGUCAUGGAACCACACUUGUGUGCAUCCCUACAUUUCUGAAGCUGAUGCACUGAGUGUGUUUUGCCUCCCAUGCAAGGAGGAGAGAUUUUAAACUCUCAAAUUUGCUUACAAAACUCUGAGAAGCUCUUGUGGGGUCAUCCAAGAUCUCUUAAGAGCUUCCCAGAGUCCAGUAAGCAAGCCUGAGAGCUUAAAUGUUCUUUUCACGCCAGGCUUUCCUGGCACAAGUUAAAUGUGUGCAAAUUUCCUGGCACAAGUUAGAUGUGCAAGGUGUGACUUCUCUGUAUUUAAGAAAAACUAAUUGGAAGUGUGAUGACAAUUCAGGGAAGUGCCGUGUGUUUCCUUUUACCCCCAUCCUCCAAGUCUUGCGCAUAAAUUUUUUUGGGUAUUUUUAUUUAAGACAGCAAAUGCAGAAAUGUUGAUGUUUCACACAGCAGUCAUGUUAAGAAUAAAGGGGAACUGGGUAAGACUUCCUACACAGGAAAUGCUUCCCAAUGAAUUGAUUAAUAAAGCUGAUAUUUUUUAAGUUUUAAAAUGUUGUGUGAUUGUUUGAUAAAGUAUUUGAAGUUAUUUAAAGAAGGAAUAUCAUACUAUUGUAUCUUAAAAGUAGCAGCUUUGUAGUAAACGUUUAGGAGUGAACAGCACACUUUGGAAAUUAAAUUUGCCCUAAAUAGUUCUCAUGGCAUAAUUGAAAUCUAACCCAGUGCAUUGACUGACUUCCAGAUUUCCAUACACUGGUGCUAAUUUACUGUGACUUCCAAGAGUUUUUAUGUGACUCAUUAAUUCAGUUUAAUUCAGCUACCUGGUUAACCUGAUUUUUCCUCGUAAGUCCAAAUUUCCCAAUGGCCUGUUGGUUUGGUAAUGUUUGACCUUUGUCUGUAGGUUAUGCUUUCUUGAUCCAAACACAGUGGCAACCAUUCCUUUUAUUGUAACAAAUGACCCAUGUGUGUGGCAAAUAAAAAUUCCAGGAAAAUGAAAAGUUAAGCCUGAACCUUCAAACACUGAUUUACCAAUGCUUACUACUGAGUUGUUACUGGAAAAGAAAAUGUUAAGAAUAUACUUGGGUAUUCUAUGGAGCUACCUGCUUGCUUCUCAAUACAUUUGACUUGAUAAUGCAGAAGGAGUGCCUUUCUCUCCUCCUCUGGUAGCUUUCCCCUUUUCUCUUUUGUUGCUGCUGCAACUGUAGGAUUGGAUUCUGAUCUUUCCUGCACUGUACUUCAGAGAGAGAGAAAAUGUCAGUAAAAUGUUAUUUUUAUAGUGGCAUGAUUUCAUGGAUGUUUUAGAAAUGGAAUUUUUUUAGAACAAACAAAUUUGAGUAGACCAGUAAGCUCCGGGUUAAGGCAGAGGGGGACUCAGUUAUGCCUCCUAAAAGUAAGGAGCAUAUCUAAAGACAGAAGUAGCACAUAGAUUGAAUGGUGGUGCCCAGAGGGCAACUGGGAAAGGAGGAUACCAUGGGGAACAAGAUGGACAUGUGGUACAUUGGCCAGCUUUUGCUGUUGCAGAAUUGGCAAAUAGAGAGUGAUAUACACUGCCCUGAUCAAGGUUACCCCAGUCUUUGACGUAGGUAUUCAGUGUCGCCAGACAAACCAACAACCAAAAACACUAUUGGAGCACAUUUAGUGAAACGAGCAUUUCUGUUUUGGAACUUUUGUUUUUUGUAUGUUGCAACCAUUAUUAUAUGGCUUUGACUCCUCCCCCCCAAGUUAUUAUGUAUCAAGCUUUAAUUAAUCCAAGAAUAUUUAAGGAGAAUCCAGUAUCGCUCUUCAAAAAUGAAUUACUGUACAUAUCUGUUCGUACUGUGUUUUCAUCACCUUUGAUAGUCUAUUUGUAAUUCUUUUUACCUUAUAGAACACUUCAUGAGCAGAACUAGUGUCACACUGUUAGUUCAAAUAUGAAAAUUAUGGGAACUGUACUGAACUCCUCCUCCUAGAAUGUGAUUUCAGUAUUAAAGGAAAUGCAAGGGUUGCAUCUAUUUUGUUGUUAAAAUUUCUAACUACUCCACUAUAGCACUUCUUUAUGCAGUCUUCAAGUGCAAAAUACUCAAUAGUGGAAGUUUUCUAGCUUGGGACAUAUAAAGCCUUCAAAUGAUUGGGAGUUAUCAUAUGAUUAUUAACACUUUUUUUAUUCCAAAAAUAAAAAAUUGUGUGAAUUGUUUGACAUGCUAAAUAUAUCCUGCUACUAUGUGUCAUAGAAAUAUUAAUGGUGUGUAAUAUUUAUCUCCACAGGAGAGCACAUUAGUGAAUAGUUUUAAGAAACUUUUUUCUAUGUUUAGUUUCUUAAAAUUCUUCCAUCACUUAGCCUUUCUGGAGCCAACCUUUUGGGAACCAUCUAUGAUUAAAAGUUAAGCAGUGCAAAAGUGCAGUUAAAGUAACAAUUUUCUUGUCAUCUAAUCUGUCCAUUUAACGAAGACAGAGGUCCUCAGUUAAUAUGGAAUUGUGAACUCUUCCAUAUAUAUUUUUUUUAUAAAAAAAAGCUUGUUACUUGCUCUAUGACCUUUCUGUUAACUGGAUCAUUUGAUAUUAAACACUAUUUUGAAAUAAAGAAAUUUAUUUUGAAUC